Molecule: messenger RNA, 1501 nt
Organism: Cicer arietinum (chickpea)
Lineage: Eukaryota; Viridiplantae; Streptophyta; Magnoliopsida; Fabales; Fabaceae
Product: mitochondrial thiamine diphosphate carrier 2-like
Biological process (GO): transmembrane transport
Source: RefSeq, a predicted model, not a curated record
CAUAGCAAAUCUGAAAUAAAGACGACAUAAUAAACCAAAAACCAAAGGACCCUAUAAUUCGUUGUCCUUUUGUUUUUUUCUUCUUCUUUUCUCUUCUCCAUUGCCUCUUUUCUCUUCUCCAUUGCCUCCUUCUUCCCUUCCAGGUUAUUAUUAUAGUCUGAAAAGGGAAGAGGGUGUUUGUGGCAAUGGAGGAGCCUAGCCAAUUGAAGCGUGCCAUCAUUGAUUCAUCUGCUGGGGCAAUUUCUGGUGGAAUUUCUCGGACAGUGACAUCACCCCUUGAUGUUAUUAAGAUUAGAUUUCAGGUUCAACUGGAACCAACAUCUUCAUGGGCUUUACUUCGCAAAGAUUUGGCCACAACAGUGCCAUCAAAAUAUACCGGUAUGUUUCAAGCCAGCAAAGAUAUUCUUAGAGAAGAAGGCUUGCAGGGAUUUUGGCGGGGGAAUGUACCGGCGUUGCUCAUGGUUAUGCCAUAUACAGCCAUUCAAUUUACAGUUUUGCACAAGUUAAAGACUUUUGCAUCUGGUUCUUCCAAGUCAGAGAAUCACACUAGUUUGAGCCCUUAUCUGUCCUAUGUCAGCGGCGCGGUAGCUGGGUGUGCAGCUACUGUUGGUUCAUAUCCUUUUGAUCUUCUCCGAACAAUAUUAGCUUCUCAAGGCGAGCCAAAGAUAUAUCCAAACAUGAGGUCAGCAUUCGUCGAUAUCGUCCAGACUCGUGGAUUUACAGGCUUGUACGCUGGAUUGUCUCCAACUCUUGUUGAGAUUAUACCUUAUGCAGGACUACAGUUUGGAACCUAUGAUACAUUUAAGCGUUGGGCCUCGGCGUGGAACCAUAGUAGAAAUUUUAACACCACUGCAGAAGAUAGUCCCUCUAGCUUUCAGCUUUUCCUUUGCGGGUUGGCAGCUGGAACAUGCGCAAAACUUGUCUGUCAUCCUCUAGAUGUUGUCAAGAAAAGAUUUCAGAUUGAAGGGCUCCAAAGGCAUCCGAGAUACGGAGCUCGAGUUGAGUAUCGAGCAUACAGCAAUAUGUUUGACGCCGUGCAACGAAUAAUUCAGUCGGAGGGUUGGGCUGGACUAUACAAGGGGAUAAUCCCAUCAACCGUAAAAGCUGCACCUGCUGGUGCUGUCACAUUUGUUGCAUAUGAAUUAGUAUCAGAUUGGCUAGAGUCCUUGACUUGAAUUUUGUCCCAGCUUUUGAUGAUUUUUUAUCAUAUUCUUUUUUUAUAAAAUAGAAAUUGAUUGCUUCAUAGGAUAGGAAAGAAAGCAUGCUAAUUUAUUUAGUGGUAGUUGAUAAGAUUGUGCUUCCUUAAGAAGGAAGACAGUCAAAGAAGAAGGCUAAGAUUUAACAUUAACGCGGAGUUACCUUUUCCUUCUUGGAUUUCAAAUGGCAACUUUGGUUGUUUUUGAUAAUUAGUAUGAUAUUAAAUUUGUGAAUGUAAAUUUUCAAAAUGAUGUAAAGGCCAUGCCUUUCUAAUUGUGGAACAAACUGUGUGUUUAUUCCAACA